AUGGCGCCUCAAGAUGACUCAGGGGCAAGUGUUGCAUCAUCGGCCCUUUCAUCUCCCCCGGAAAGCAUCGUCGACCCCAAAGAGGAUAUAGACACCCUGAUCAGCCCGGUUACCCAUGAAAACUCAGGAAUUGCAGAGCAGUUGGAGAAGAUCGGUGUGAGCACAGAACUGCCAAAAGACAAUUCUGAGGACCCAGAGCCCAGCAUCGAAGUCAACAUGGAUGGAAAACGGCCCCAUCGGGCAGCCUUCAACAAGACCACCACAUCCACGGCCAAGAAACCGAAGAUGAGAAGCAAAAAGUGGGAUCCCGAUUUCUUGCUGGAAGAUCCAGCCUCAGCUCUUACUAAGGUCGAUCUUCGAGCUCUACUAUCACAUCCAGACGCCUGGACAGUCCUCACCGCACAGGAAAAGAAGGAGAUCUUGGCAAAAUUUCCCGAUGAGCAACACAUCCUCAACGCCGGGACUGAGGACGCUUGUCCCAAUAUUCAGUCCUUGCGAAACGACGACAACUUCCGCCACGACGUGGCUCGUUUCCAGGAUGCUAUUGCCAAUGGACAGCUCGAUCCCCAGUGGUUGCAGGAGGCUUGGAUUGCUCACGAGAGACGUGAGACCGGCGAAUUCGAUGAAUUCAAGAUCAAGAAAUUCGAAAGUGACUGGGGCGUGGAACUGCCGGUGGAGUACAAGCUGGCAAAGGUCCUACCACCGCAACAGUCAGAGAUGCCGACUACCAAUUAUCAGUCUGAGGCCCCCGAUGAGCUUUCCGGAGAAGUCACCGAUGUCAACAGCGAAGUCAUUGCCAAAGGUGCAGACGGUAACAUCUCCGAGGCGGCUAAGCCCGUCGAGACGAUGGGCGUUGACUCGACCGAGAACGCGUGA
Phaeoacremonium minimum UCRPA7 is the source of this 876-nucleotide messenger RNA. Its product is annotated as putative proline-rich early nodulin protein. Lineage: Eukaryota; Fungi; Ascomycota; Sordariomycetes; Togniniales; Togniniaceae. The transcript is spliced from 2 exons. The record is from RefSeq and is a predicted model, not a curated record. Bases 1 to 876 code for a protein of 291 amino acids.